This is a messenger RNA of Aspergillus nomiae NRRL 13137, 630 nucleotides long. RefSeq names its product putative MFS transporter. The coding region runs from base 1 to 630 and encodes 209 amino acids. The record is from RefSeq and is a predicted model, not a curated record. Gene Ontology annotation, molecular function: transmembrane transporter activity. Lineage: Eukaryota; Fungi; Ascomycota; Eurotiomycetes; Eurotiales; Aspergillaceae. Gene Ontology annotation, biological process: transmembrane transport. The transcript has 3 exons.
AUGCAAGUCCUCAGUCUGUAUCUCGCAUAUCUCAAUGGAAUCCUCUACCUCAUGGUUGCCACCUUCCCCGACGUCUGGGCAGGUAUCUACCACGAGUCGGUGUCCAUCGGCUCCCUGAACUACCUCUCGAUGACAGUUGGAUUAACCAUCGCCACGCAAUUCGGCGUCCGCUUCUCCGACAGGAUCUAUAAACGCCUGCGAGCAAAGAAUAAUGGGGAAUCGAAACCAGAGUUCCGUCUACCGACGCUUUGCGCAGUCGCCGUCGUCGUCCCCAUCGGGCUAUUCUGGUACGGAUGGAGCGCGAGAACGAGUAUACAUUGGAUUAUGCCAAACAUCGGGGCAGCAAUCUACUCCGGCGCAACCGUCGCACAACUCGUCUGCGUGCAGGGCUACCUGAUCGAUACGUACCAGGUAUACGCGGCCAGCUCAAUGGCGAGCGUCAUGGUUCUGAGGAACUUAUUGGGGUUUGGGUUGCCGCUGGUGGCGCCUAGCUUAUACGGUAAUCUAGGUUUUGCGUGGGAAAAUACGCUUCUGGCGUGUGUUGCUGUUGUGAUUGGGAUUCCGGCGCCGUUGUUGCUGUGGUAUUAUGGGGAGAGACUGAGGGGGUUGAGUACAUAUGCGAAGAGUUAA